Messenger RNA from Aspergillus campestris IBT 28561, 415 nucleotides. RefSeq lists its product as uncharacterized. The transcript has a single exon. NCBI's taxonomy places the organism in Eukaryota, Fungi, Ascomycota, Eurotiomycetes, Eurotiales, Aspergillaceae. The record is from RefSeq and is a predicted model, not a curated record. Bases 99 to 359 code for a protein of 86 amino acids.
CUACUAUUAUAUUACACUGAAGAACUGUCAAUAACAAUUACUAUUAGUUCUAAGACAUAAUGCUAGACGAAAGGUCGCUCCCGUAAGCCGACCUCUCCAUGGAUCCGAUCGUACAAUUCAUAUACUCCAGGCUGACCCCAUCCAUCCAUCACAAAAGCCCGUGGUUUUUUUUCUCACGGGGCAUGAUACAAGUAGGUAUAGACACGAGAAGGGAAAUCAAGAUAAAGAUAAAAGUGAAGAAAGUGAAAAGAGAAGAGAAGAGAAAAAUAAAAGAAGAGGGGAAAGAAGAGGGAAAUAAAGAUAAAAAUGAAGAAAAAGAAAAAAAAAAAAAUCUUGCGGUCAGUCUAUCUCCAGGAUAGAACAACUCUGGAGGACUAGAACCUCGUGGGGACUCUUUUUCUUUUUUCUUUCUUGU